Molecule: messenger RNA, 1296 nt
Organism: Penicillium digitatum Pd1
Lineage: Eukaryota; Fungi; Ascomycota; Eurotiomycetes; Eurotiales; Aspergillaceae
Product: tRNA methyltransferase TRM7
Biological process (GO): cytoplasmic translation; tRNA methylation
Cellular component (GO): cytoplasm
Molecular function (GO): tRNA methyltransferase activity
Source: RefSeq, a predicted model, not a curated record
AUGGGAAAAUCUUCCAAGGACAAGCGCGAUGCUUACUACCGCCUUGCCAAGGAGCAAAAUUGGCGCGCUCGUUCUGCCUUCAAGCUUAUCCAGAUCGACGAGCGAUUCGACCUAUUUGAGCACGAGAACCCGGACAGUGUGACGAGAGUUGUCGAUUUGUGCGCUGCACCUGGAAGUUGGAGUCAAGUACUCAGCCGUGUCUUGAUUAAGGGCGAAAGUUUCGGGCGGCGAGCAUGGCUCGAGAAAAAGCGUGCAGAACAACGGGGAUUGGAGGGCGCAGAUGCAACGACGGCCGAUGAUGAUAAAAUGGACUGCGAUGAACCUUCUUCAAGCCCUGAAUUAAAGCCCCGGAAGAAUGUCAAGAUCGUAUCCAUCGAUCUGCAACCCAUGGCACCGCUCGAAGGUAUUACAACCCUCAAAGCUGAUAUCACACACCCCUCUACGAUUCCUCUCCUCUUGCGCGCUCUGGACCCAGAAGCAUACGGACAGCCAUCCGCCCCAUCCGACUCUCCAUCACAAGUCAAAGAGGCUAGCAGACAACCUCACCCCGUCGACCUAGUCAUAUCCGAUGGUGCCCCAGAUGUAACAGGUCUACAUGACCUAGACAUUUAUAUUCAAUCACAACUUCUCUACGCAGCCCUUAAUCUUGCUAUGGGUGUUCUCCGACCUGGCGGUAAGUUCGUCGCCAAGAUCUUCCGCGGCCGCGACGUCGACAUUCUCUACGCGCAGCUGCGGACCGUCUUCGAGCGCGUCAGCGUUGCGAAGCCACGCAGCAGUCGCGCCAGUAGCUUGGAGGCAUUCGUGGUCUGUGAGGGCUUCAUUCCACCUGUUAGUGACAGUGGAGUGGUCGGUAUGGCCGCAUUGAAAAAUCCACUCUUCGGCGGAGCCGUUGCUCCAGCAGCCGUGUCGGAAGAUGGUAAUGUGGGCGUGGAAGUCCGUGAGGAAAUCGACCAAGACACACAGGCCCGAAGUACCGUGGCGCAACUCGCGACAGUCAGCAGUCCUGCACCAAAUCACACCACUGAAGUCCGCCAUCUUCAAACCACAACAUCACAAGACCAGCCCCAACCCCAGAAACUGUCAAACAAGUUCGCGGUUGAGAACCGAUGGAUUCCGUCGUUUAUUGCUUGUGGUGAUCUUUCCGCUUGGGAUUCCGAUGCAACCUACACCCUACCUCCGGAUUAUGUUAAUCUGGAUCCCAUCCAGCCACCCACUGCACCGCCGUAUCGUCGGGCAUUGGAGUUGAGGAAGGAAAAGGGUGGUGCAUAUGGGAAGACCAAGCUUUGGUCCAAAUAG